AUGGCGCGAAAUUACUAUCAAGUUUCGGACUCCAUAUUGAAAGAUUUAUGUUGUGUCAAAUGUCAAAAAUAUUUGACAGUGGGACCCAUAGGGUUUGAUGGACAGGGUGGCAACACUUGCGGUAGAUGUCUCUGUGAAAAAAGGUCAACUUUUUCGUUCAUGGAAUUUUCCGGAAACCCUUUGGAUUUCGAGAACCAGAUUCCAAUGACUUUAAUGUCAUACGCCAGCAGCCCAAACAUACGAUUCCCUUGUGUUAACAGAUAUGAGGGUUGCAAUGAAUUAAUACCGUUUUGUAGAAUGAGGGAACACGAGGAAAUUUGUGCCGGUUUUGACAGAAAAUGUUUGAACUGUGAUUAUUUAGGAGUAGGCACACAACUUAUUCAACACUACAAAAAUAAUCACAAACAUUUACUCAUAACAAAUAAACCGUUUGUUUUGGAUCUAACCGGUAAUCAUGCAACAAAAUAUUUACACGCAAAUCAAAACAAUAUUUUUUGUGUUACUGUUAAAUACACCAAAAAUCUUAAUCAGUUUGUUGUUGAAACUUUAUCGCAAAGUCCUUGCAGUAGACUUGGUAGAAUCAGCCUUACUUUUUACAUGAAGAGUUUUUAUAAGAAACCGUUUCAAACUAUAACUUUGAAGACCGACUUGUUGGAUAUUAACGAAAACAAAACCUUAAAUAUUUCUUUUAUGUAUGGGGAUUACCACAUAGAUGACUUUGAUAAAAUGUACUGUCUAUAUAAAGUUUUAUUUGAAUAA
This is a messenger RNA of Brassicogethes aeneus, 759 nucleotides long. Lineage: Eukaryota; Metazoa; Arthropoda; Insecta; Coleoptera; Nitidulidae. The record is from the annotation of a GenBank genome assembly.